Messenger RNA from Mytilus trossulus (common blue mussel), 472 nucleotides. RefSeq lists its product as uncharacterized. The transcript has 4 exons. The record is from RefSeq and is a predicted model, not a curated record. The coding region runs from base 14 to 457 and encodes 147 amino acids. NCBI's taxonomy places the organism in Eukaryota, Metazoa, Mollusca, Bivalvia, Mytilida, Mytilidae.
AAGAACUGUCAACAUGGCUGUGAGACACUUAACAAUAGCGGGCAUCUGUCUCGUAUUCAUCAUUCAUUAUGUAUAUACUGCAAGUGUAGUAACUACAACCACAGCUGCCAAUCAUCAUACAACCACCAAACGUCAUCACCAUCACCAUGUACAUGUAACCCAUAGUUCGGAAAAGAUAGAAAAGGACCACUUAUAUUUCCAUUACGACAGCUAUUCCAUUGAGAAACUAUUGGUAGUAAAGCAACACACUACCUGUUAUGCAUACCCACUGUCUUCGGUGGAAAUACAAAAUAUCCACAAACCAGCGACAAUUUUUGGAUUGGAGGCUCAUGUGCUUCAUCAGAUACAAAUAGAUGCUUACUAUAACUGGACUCACGACGAUAUUUCAGUCAGAAGUACUUAUUACACUAAAUUCUGUCCACAAGAUGGCCACGUCUUCAGAGUACAUCGGCUGUGAAAUGAUUGGACAAAA